Messenger RNA from Cornus florida, 900 nucleotides. RefSeq names its product 2-oxoglutarate-dependent dioxygenase DAO-like. Bases 1 to 900 code for a protein of 299 amino acids. The transcript is spliced from 3 exons. NCBI's taxonomy places the organism in Eukaryota, Viridiplantae, Streptophyta, Magnoliopsida, Cornales, Cornaceae. Gene Ontology annotation, molecular function: dioxygenase activity; indole-3-acetaldehyde oxidase activity. Gene Ontology annotation, biological process: auxin catabolic process. The record is from RefSeq and is a predicted model, not a curated record.
AUGGCUAGUACUUGUAUCCCAGUGAUUGAUAUGCAAGAUUUUCCAGGAGAAUCUGAGAAACUAAUAGCAGCGUGUGAGGAAUGGGGAUGUUUUAGGAUCAUUAACCACGGCAUUCCUGUCACCUUGCUGUCUGAGAUGCAGUCCAUUUCCCGAUCUCUCUUCGACCUCCCGGUGGAAACCAAACGCCGUUACGGUGAGGCUGUGGAUGACAAGGGGUACAGUCCACCUCAAGAGCCCACUCCUCUUUUUGAGGGAUUGGAUGUUUAUGACAUGACCUCCUCUGGGGCUGUCCACGCCUUUUGCUCUCACCUUCAUGUUUCUCCUCACCAACGGGAGACAAUAAUGCGGUACACUGAAGCUAUACAUGAGUUGGCCAUGACAAUUGGAAGUAGGUUGGGAGAGAGUAUGGGGUUCUGCAGUGAUUUGUUCAAGGGAUGGCAAUGCCGACUUAGAUUAAACAAAUACCAUUUCAGUCCUCAAACUGUAGGAUUAACUGGAGCUCCGAUGCACUCAGACGCUGGGUUUCUUACAGUAGUACAUGAUGAUGAAAUGGUUAAUGGUCUGGAAGCAGUGGACAACAAGUCUGGCGUGCUUUUCCCCAUUGAUCCAAUGCCAGGAACCUUACUUGUCAAUGUUGGAGACCUUGGCUUGGCAUGGAGCAACGGUAGAUUUUGUAAUGUGAAGCAUAGGGUACAAUGCAACGAUGGAAAGAUACGAACAUCAAUGGCUUGCUUCGUGUUAGGACCAAAGGAAGGGAAAAUGGAAGCACCACCUGAACUGGUGGACACUGAACAUCCCCGUCUCUUUGUUCCUUUCACUUUUCAAGAAUAUUUGAGACUCCGAAUCUCCACCAAAUCACCAACUGGUGAAGCUCUGCAGCUUUUGCAAACCGCUUCUUGA